Messenger RNA from Paraglomus brasilianum, 2751 nucleotides. The record is from the annotation of a GenBank genome assembly. Lineage: Eukaryota; Fungi; Glomeromycota; Glomeromycetes; Paraglomerales; Paraglomeraceae.
AUGGCGAAGAGAGCACUUGUUACGUGUCUUCUCAUCGCCGGAAUAGCUACGGCUGUUUCUGGGUGCGGCAUGAGCCUUCACAACGAAGUUACUGUGCGCGCACUAUCAGACUUUAGUCCAGUAAUUGCAGAAUAUGAAAAAUACGCCGACUUUAUACGGGAGUACCCGACAUUCGUCCAGACUGGUUCAUUCUUUCCUGACUGGGGAUACGAUUGUCUGGAAAAUCCUGAACAGUCAGAAGCAGCACACUGGCCGGAAUUUUUACGUGCGGCCGUCAAUUACAUACGAGAAAGGUAUCCUCGACCAUGGGCCGAUGAACAGACACCGCAGUCGAUAAUUGCAUUCCUCUUUGCAAUCACCUCUCAUGAUGUAGCUGACGUCUCAUGGCAUAGUAUUAGGAUGCGCAACGGAUUUAUGAGAAUUAUGGCUGAUAUUAACUUCGGAGGCGACUACAACAAGGCGCACCAAGUAGCCGAUAAUGGAGGAGAAUUUACGCUUUCACAUAUGACCAAGUUGGACUAUUUAUUGGAUGUAUGGGAGGCGCCAUUGUCAGAUAUCAAAGAGAUAUACAAUAAGAUUGGUUUACAAGCGCGUCCAGAGGAGAUGAGUUAUUGCAUUCAAAAAGCAUUUACGGCCCAACAGGCUAACAAAAGACUCGGCAAGCACUUCUUCGCUGUGUAUGGCCAACAGUCUCCGUUUUUAAUCGAACAAUUCACAUCAUACUACCGUGGCGGGCUCAACGAAAUGGCCGCAAAUACACACGAAUGCUGGUACGCUCUUGCUAAAUGGCUCGAGGAAGGAGCCCAUGAGUUCUUUCCGUGCAGGAUUUUUGCACAGUAUUCGACUAUUGAUCAAGUUGAGCAACGUGGAGUAAGGGAAAAAGCCAGAGCCGACGAGAAUGAACAGGCUAACAUGGACACCGAGGAUGACGACUAUAUCAACUUUGGAAAGAUAAUGAGAACACACGCUACGGAAAUGUUGGACGUAAUCGGGUUGCAAGUGAAGAGUAGCAUGGACGAGAGAGGAGUCGCAAGAUUUUACUUGGAGGACAGGAGAAAUAGGACCACGGAAGAGAUCACGGAAGACGAGCUUGAAAAAAUAAACACUAUCAUAAGACGGGCCAUCGCUGGAAACAAAUCGCAUUCUAAUCGUAGGGAUCAACGGCCAUUAUCCAUUUCGGUUCAAACCUCGCCUUUUGAAACUCCCGUAUCCGUUUCUCCCACAUCCCCAUCAAAUACAACUGGACUGCCUGUCAUCUGCCAUCCGGUAGCGGAAGCUCGGAAGGCGGCCACAACAUUGGAUAUACCGCAACCAUAUGCUGGUUUAGGACAUGCGAUGUGUGUUGGAGAUUUUAACAAUGAUGGGUUUAAGGAUUUGGUCUUAACUGCUCCGUAUUACACACCGCCAUCCUCAACUGCUCUACACGUUGGUAGUGUUUUCAUUCUAGACGGCGGGACCUCUCCAUUGCGUCACUCCAAUGUCCAUGCAACAGCCGACGUCGCCGCAUUAGCCAACCGCACACUUACCAAUCCCGAGCAAUCCGCACAGGCACGGUUCGGUUGGUCAUGUGCGGUAGUAGAUUUGAACGGUGACGGAGUGGAUGAUUUGGUCAUAUCAGCUCCAGGAGCCGGUAAUGCGACAAACUGGUCAGAAGAACCAGGACAGACAGGCUAUCAUCCGCCUCCCGCAGAUAUCUAUUCCGGUCGCGUAUACGUUUAUUUCGGCCAUGUCGAGUCUGGCCUCUCUACCACUCCCGAUAUCACGAUUCAACCUGGAGAUGCGCGUUUUUCAUUGAGAAUUAAAAUUGAGCAACUCGGACAAGCCUUGGCUGCUGGUGAUAUUGACGGCGAUGGAAAAAAGGAUUUGAUCAUUGGGUGUCCAUUUUGCACUCUUUAUAUUCGUGGCGUGACCGAACAGGUCGGUGUAUUAUUCUUUGUUCUCUCAUCGCGCAAUCAUAGUGGCAUUCUUCCGCUGUUUGAAGCAGACCAUGUUCUGUUAUCUCCACUAAAACGAAAACGAGAGUUAUUCGGUUCGGCAAUUGAGAUUGUGAACCAUGCCGAUUCCGCAAAGGUUACUUUAAUUGUGAGUGCACGGGGAUAUGGAAAACGUGGGAUACCGUUGGCAGGGAGGCUGUAUGGAUAUGAAAUAACCACAAGAGAAAAACAAGGCGAGAAAAUGCCAAUGCCCGAAAUAGUUAUAAGGAAGACUUUUGAUCUAAGUGGGACUGAAAAGUUCCAAGGCUUAGGAAGUACAAUUUUGUCAGGAGAUUUUCGUGGUGAUGGAAAAGUGUUAUUAGCAGUGUCAUCCGAAUCUGAGUUUUGGCAAGCCGGAGCAUUACGCAUUAUCGAUUUCACCACUCUGCGCAAUGGUUCGUUGAUAUCUGACUUGCGACUUGGGGAGGGAAUGUACGCGUUACUUUACGGAUCAGAAAGCGCAUCGCACUUUGGAAGUGCAGUGCAUGCGAACGGAAAGGGAUCAAUUUGGGUAUCGGAGCCUUUUGCGCUUUGGGAUCUACAUACAGACUUUGUGCUAAAAAGCAUUCCCAUUACCUCGCUUUUAGAAUCCGGCAAGAUCUACAAGUAUUCUUUUAAUCCGAAUACUGGUCUCCUCACUCCUGGUGCUGAAGAAUGCCUAACCACUAGUGAGAAUAGAUCGAAAUUCGGAAGUAAAAUGACUGAGAUAGACAUAGACGGAGAUGGAGUCGAUGAUUUCAUAAUUGCAGCAGUUCAUUCGAGUAAGAACGUGAGGUAA